GCAGGUGCAGCAUGAAGCCUCCCUUCCGUUCUACGAGAGCUUCGACUGUCUCUCUCCGUCUCUGAAGUUGGCUCCGUGCUCUUCAGGUCGCAGCAUCCUCAACCUGUCGAGAUGCUGCGAACUCCACUGUUCUUGGUGGUGCUGUGCGUGGCCAUGACGGCCGCCGGCACCAUCCCAUCCCCAUUCGGCGUCGUCCGAAGCGUGGCCGACCACAAACUGGCCGCCAGGACCAAGCUGGCAACGCACUUCGCGAGCAAGCAAGCCGUCAAGGCCCCCGCUGACCCGAAGGUUGCCGACGAUCCAGACGCAGGUGCAGAGAACGCCGUGACCGAAGUGCCACCGGCCAAGUCCCAGGAACUGUCCGCCGCGCCCGCAUCGGACGAAGAAGUGCACGAUGCCAAGAAGCGCUUCACUGCCGGCUACGCGGCCCCGGACUUCGCCAAACAGCUAGAGAAGAAGCGCCUAGCCACCAGGAAAAGAAUGCAGGACUUCGCCGCUGCGAUCAUAUCCCUGCCUCUGGAUUACUACAAGAUGAAGCACUACCUCGCAGCUGGCGAUACCCGCGGAUCGCUGACGCGAGUCAUCAUCGUGGAGAAGGGCGUAACCACGCUUCUCUACACGUCGGAGCCGAAGUACUUCACCGCUCAGGCGUGGGUCCAGGAGGAUGCGUCGCCAACCCUUCCAGAACAGCCUGCGAAACAACAGCAGCAGCAGUCGAAUGAGGGCUCCAGCGCUGGACCGGCGUCCAUGUUCUCCGGAUACCAUCGACACAAAUUCAUCGACACGACGAGAUUCCCUGUACACGGAGUUAACUUCACCAACUUUAGUCUCAAAAACGUCUCGUAUCGUGAACUCAUGGAGUGCACUGGCAAGGUCUUGUGUACAAUGGCCGCGCGACCAAGCGUGUUCGGCCCAAUCAGCGUUAACGUGACCGAGUCCUUCAGUUCGUACAAGCCACCGUACAGCAGCGCGGGGCUCGCCUACUUCAAGUUGUCGUCUGAUGCCGGAAGAGACAAUGAAGACUGCGAAAAUUUCUUCAGUUACUGCCGGCUAAGUGCGAAGAUGAUCAAGAUCCUCUUUGACAGUCGCCUGGCACUAUAAGCACGUGCUUCAACAGUCCUUUGUAUAGCAUACAUGGUGUUCAAAAUUGAGCUUUAACGAACUUUUAAAAAUCGCCUGUGGCAGGUGGCAUAAUUCUUAUCAUUGAGCUGGGUUAUUCGAACAGGCGGACAUUAGUAGCAUGAGAAAUCGAAACACUCAUUCAACUAAUUAACAAAAAAUGACUAAUGAACUUCUUAGUUAAUUACUUUACAACACAUAUCCACUUGAAAUGAAUUUCCAGGAUGACACCAGUUUCGAGAUAUUAUUUCUCCAAUUUGUGGGACGAAAUAGACGGGCGUUCCAGUUACUUUUGUGCUUCAAUGUAUAAAACAGCAUUUUGGUAGAAAAUUAAGUGGAACAACUGUGCCUUUUUACGGCGAGUUUGAUGGCGCAAGUCUCCAGACUGGUGUCAUUCUGGAAAUUCCUUCCAAGUGGAUACGCCUGACGAGCUCACCGGCUUCAAUUCGUAAAUUGCAAUAUGUGUCGUAAAGUAAUUAACUACGAAGUUAAUUAGUCCAUUUUUUAACGUAGUUUACUAUGUGUUUCAAUUUCUCGUGCUACUAAUGUCCGCCUCUUCGAAUAACCCAGCUCAACGAUAUGAAUUACGCUACCUGCCGCAGGCAAUUUCCAAAAAUCCCGUAAAACUUAAAAAUGAACACCCUGUAUAUACUUUCAUUGGAAUUCAGGUCGCCCAUUGUUCAAAUGGAUAUGCGACCAACUGUGGUAAAUAAAGGCC
Dermacentor silvarum is the source of this 1837-nucleotide messenger RNA. RefSeq lists its product as uncharacterized. The record is from RefSeq and is a predicted model, not a curated record. NCBI's taxonomy places the organism in Eukaryota, Metazoa, Arthropoda, Arachnida, Ixodida, Ixodidae. The transcript is spliced from 4 exons. Bases 112 to 1101 code for a protein of 329 amino acids.